This is a messenger RNA of Heterocephalus glaber (naked mole-rat), 5270 nucleotides long. RefSeq names its product sodium/potassium-transporting ATPase subunit alpha-2. Gene Ontology annotation, biological process: intracellular potassium ion homeostasis; proton transmembrane transport; intracellular sodium ion homeostasis. Lineage: Eukaryota; Metazoa; Chordata; Mammalia; Rodentia; Bathyergidae. Gene Ontology annotation, cellular component: sodium:potassium-exchanging ATPase complex; plasma membrane; cell projection. Gene Ontology annotation, molecular function: P-type sodium:potassium-exchanging transporter activity; ATP binding; ATP hydrolysis activity. The record is from RefSeq and is a predicted model, not a curated record.
CUUCAAGCGCACACGAGCACAGAUGUCACAGUGAAGUGGGGGGCGGGAGGGAUGUGAGCCUGCCCGCCCUUGGGAACUGUCUGUGAGCUGUGGGUUCCCAGAGGAAGAGCCCACAGCCCUGGGAAGACACACCAUGUGGGCUGCUCCUUGACAGCUCUUGUUCCUCAUGGAAAGGGAGUCUGAAGCGGAGGUCCAGAGCUCUUAGGCGGGUCGAGAGUACUCACCUGCCGCCACCACAGCAGAGAAUGGGGGCGGCAAGAAGAAACAGAAAGAGAAGGAGCUGGAUGAGCUGAAGAAGGAGGUGGCUAUGGAUGACCACAAACUGUCCUUGGAUGAGCUGGGCCGCAAGUACCAAGUGGACCUCUCCAAGGGCCUCACCAACCAGCGGGCUCAGGACAUUCUGGCUCGGGACGGGCCCAAUGCCCUCACUCCACCCCCCACAACCCCCGAGUGGGUCAAGUUCUGCCGUCAGCUUUUUGGGGGCUUCUCCAUCCUGCUGUGGAUUGGGGCCAUCCUGUGCUUCCUGGCCUUUGGCAUUCAGGCUGCCAUGGAGGAUGAACCAUCCAAUGACAAUCUAUAUCUAGGGGUGGUGCUGGCAGCUGUGGUCAUCGUCACUGGCUGCUUUUCCUACUACCAGGAGGCCAAGAGCUCCAAGAUCAUGGAUUCCUUUAAGAACAUGGUACCUCAGCAAGCCCUCGUCAUCCGGGAGGGAGAGAGGAUGCAGAUCAAUGCAGAGGAGGUGGUGGUGGGAGACCUGGUGGAGGUGAAGGGUGGAGACCGUGUCCCUGCUGAUCUCCGGAUCAUCUCCUCUCAUGGUUGUAAGGUGGAUAACUCAUCCCUAACAGGCGAGUCGGAGCCCCAGACCCGCUCCCCUGAGUUCACUCAUGAGAACCCCCUGGAGACCCGAAAUAUCUGUUUCUUCUCGACCAACUGCGUGGAAGGCACUGCCAGAGGCAUCGUGAUUGCCACAGGCGACCGGACAGUGAUGGGCCGCAUAGCCACUCUCGCCUCGGGCCUAGAGGUCGGGCGGACACCCAUAGCCAUGGAGAUUGAGCACUUCAUCCAGCUGAUCACAGGGGUGGCUGUGUUCCUGGGGGUCUCCUUCUUCGUGCUGUCCCUCAUCCUGGGCUACAGCUGGCUGGAGGCUGUCAUCUUCCUCAUUGGCAUCAUCGUGGCCAACGUGCCUGAGGGGCUUCUGGCCACUGUCACUGUGUGCCUGACGCUGACAGCCAAGCGCAUGGCGCGGAAGAACUGCCUGGUGAAGAACCUGGAGGCGGUGGAGACGCUGGGCUCCACAUCCACCAUCUGCUCGGACAAGACGGGCACCCUCACCCAGAACCGCAUGACUGUCGCCCACAUGUGGUUUGACAACCAGAUCCAUGAGGCUGACACCACUGAAGAUCAGUCUGGGGCCACUUUUGACAAACGGUCGCCUACAUGGACAGCCCUGUCUCGGAUCGCUGGUCUCUGCAACCGAGCUGUCUUCAAGGCUGGCCAGGAGAACAUCUCUGUGUCCAAGCGGGACACAGCUGGUGAUGCUUCUGAGUCAGCUCUGCUCAAGUGCAUUGAGCUGUCCUGUGGCUCCGUGAGGAAGAUGAGGGACAGAAACCCCAAAGUGGCAGAGAUUCCUUUCAACUCUACCAACAAGUACCAGCUGUCCAUCCACGAGCGAGAAGACAGCCCCCAGAGCCACGUGCUGGUGAUGAAGGGGGCUCCGGAGCGCAUCCUGGACCGGUGCUCCACCAUUCUGGUGCAGGGCAAGGAGAUUCCCCUGGACAAGGAGAUGCAAGAUGCCUUUCAGAACGCCUACAUGGAGCUGGGAGGCCUGGGGGAGCGUGUGCUAGGGUUCUGUCACCUGAAUUUGCCUUCUGGAAAGUUUCCUCGUGGCUUCAAAUUUGACACAGAUGAGCUGAACUUUCCCACAGAGAAGCUCUGUUUUGUGGGCCUCAUGUCUAUGAUUGACCCACCCCGGGCAGCUGUGCCAGAUGCUGUGGGCAAGUGCCGAAGUGCGGGCAUUAAGGUGAUCAUGGUGACCGGGGACCACCCUAUCACUGCCAAGGCAAUUGCCAAAGGUGUGGGCAUCAUAUCCGAGGGUAAUGAGACUGUGGAGGACAUUGCAGCACGGCUCAACAUUCCUGUGAGCCAAGUCAACCCCAGAGAAGCCAAGGCAUGUGUGGUGCACGGCUCGGACCUGAAGGACAUGACGUCGGAGCAGCUGGACGAGAUCCUCAGGGACCACACGGAGAUUGUGUUUGCCCGGACCUCCCCACAGCAGAAGCUCAUCAUUGUAGAGGGCUGUCAGAGGCAGGGAGCCAUUGUGGCGGUGACGGGGGACGGGGUGAAUGACUCACCUGCGCUGAAGAAGGCCGACAUCGGCAUUGCCAUGGGCAUCUCCGGCUCUGACGUCUCCAAGCAGGCAGCCGACAUGAUCCUGCUAGAUGACAACUUUGCCUCCAUCGUCACAGGCGUGGAGGAGGGCCGCCUGAUCUUUGACAACUUGAAGAAAUCCAUCGCGUACACCCUGACAAGCAACAUCCCUGAGAUCACCCCCUUCCUGCUGUUCAUCAUCGCCAACAUCCCGCUCCCCCUGGGCACCGUGACCAUCCUCUGUAUUGACCUGGGCACGGACAUGGUCCCUGCCAUCUCCUUGGCCUAUGAAGCAGCUGAGAGUGACAUCAUGAAGCGACAGCCACGAAACCCCCAAACAGAUAAGCUUGUGAACGAGCGGCUGAUCAGCAUGGCCUACGGACAGAUUGGGAUGAUCCAGGCUCUGGGGGGCUUCUUCACCUACUUUGUGAUCCUGGCAGAGAAUGGUUUUCUGCCAUCAAGGCUGCUGGGAAUCCGGCUCGACUGGGACGACCGGUCCACAAAUGACCUGGAGGACAGCUACGGACAGGAGUGGACCUACGAGCAGCGGAAGGUGGUGGAGUUCACGUGCCACACGGCCUUCUUUGCCAGCAUCGUGGUGGUGCAGUGGGCUGACCUCAUCAUCUGCAAGACCCGCCGCAACUCUGUCUUCCAGCAGGGCAUGAAGAACAAGAUCCUGAUUUUCGGGCUCCUGGAGGAGACGGCGUUGGCUGCCUUUCUCUCUUACUGCCCGGGCAUGGGCGUGGCCCUGCGCAUGUACCCGCUCAAGGUCACUUGGUGGUUCUGUGCCUUUCCCUACAGUCUUCUCAUCUUCAUCUAUGAUGAGGUCCGAAAGCUCAUCCUGCGGCGAUAUCCUGGGGGCUGGGUGGAGAAGGAGACAUAUUACUGAGCCUCUGGAAGAAGGACCAGGCACGGGAGAGAUGGGGUGCUCUGGAGGUGUUGCAGGGAUGGUGAAGGGGAGGGAUGGAAAAAUAUUUCAGGGGAAGAUUUGAGGAGAAAGAAUGAGACAGCUCAGCAGGCUAAGUUGGCAGGAGUAGGUAAGUAGGCUCCCAGUGUUGGCUCCUAGUUGUAACUGUGAAUACUUGCGUCAGACCCAGAUUCUUUUCCAUCCCACUCCGCAAUGUUGUCUAUUUUUCCAAGGAAUUGAGAGUUGCCCCAGCUCUCCCCAUGGCCUAUGCCUUCACUCCCACCUCCUGUUGAAACAGAUCAACAUCCAAAGGCUGGGACCUGUCUAAUGCAGAGAAGUAAAUUCUCAGAUCACCAAGGAGCCCUUCAUGUCUCCUCUUUUUGCUCACACACACCCCCCUUUAGCUUUCUGCCUGGCUCUGUCCCCUUUGCUUCCCCCUCAGACCUUGAAGUCACAGAGGCACCUCCAUGAGUGCAAGAGCCUGAGACCAGAAUGGGUAGCUGGCUGGAGAGGCCAGGCUGUCUGCCACUCAAGGCUGCUCAGGCACCUGGAGAGGAGAGAUGGGUGGGAGGUUGGGAUGCUGGCUGGAAGAGAGGGACAGCAAAGGAGUAGAAGCAGAAAAGGACAGCAAUGGUGCCAGUGACCAGACAGAGGUUGGAAAAGUCUUGAGUCUCCACGUAGAUGGGAUGGGCUCCAGCCCCGUGUCCUACCCUUUUUGAUACCCUACUGGAAAAUCAAAUUCACAUCUCAUCAGAGUUUGAUCAGAAGAUCAAAUUCACAUCGCAGCAGAGACAUGACCAGGAGGCAACUGGGGGAGCUGCACAGAGCCACGCUGUGUGCCUCUUAGUGCCCCACUGGCCCUUGACUAGCUGUCCUCUUGGUCCAUGGGGAUGGAUGUCACAGAAGUUCCAGCCAUCUCAACCACACAUGCUUAACAAUACCCUACCUUUUCCAAGGCUGGGUCCUUGGACACUCCAUGUUGUUCGGAGACCACAUAUAGCUGCCAGUUCUCUCCCAGAACCCCUUCCUCUUUAUGCCCAUCACAAUGAACCUGCAUCAUUCCUGGCACUGCCAAGACAGCCCUGGAAAAGAAGUUCCCUGGCCACUGACUGGAAUUGGGGUGGAGAAGUUCCCGGAACAUUCCUAUCUUCUAGGGACAUGCACAAUCAGCUUAGGCCAUGACAUGGUCUGAGCCCUUGGACAAUAAUAGGGAACAUAUUCAGAGACCUGCCUUUGACCACUCAGAUGGCAGGGCCACUCCUGCCAGGCAAGUGCCCUUCACACUGAUGAUCAUAGUGCCCACUUUCCCUCACAUAGGGAGUUGGUUUCAGGUUCCUAUGGCAGAUACUUGUCCUCAUUUUCUUCCCUCCCCAUCUCUCAACUUUGCUCUGCAGGCAGUUCUGCCUAUUCUCAGCCUGGCUUAGAAGGCACUGAGAAUGUCCUGCACAAAGAGACCUAGUUGAGUCAAGCUAGCAAGAGACGCUGAGGAAAAUGGGCAGCCUAAGGCAGAAAGGAAGGAAGCCCAAGAGACACACACUAGGUCAGACCCAGCAACAGCCUCCCAAUGGCUAUUAUUUCAUUGCACUGGAAUUUUGCUUCAUCAGAAGUACCUUGAAAUAAGUGAGUCAUUGCCUUGGGUUGUAAAUCUAAAUGGGAUACCAUAUUUAUUUGAGCCUGAUUAAUUUGCAAUUAUUGACUGUGGGAAAACGUUCAUCUUUACACAAUCAGUAAAAACUGCUUUGGUUUAGUAAAUUAAGAACAUAAGCAAUAUUGCUAGGAGUGACAUAUUUAGCCUACCUAAAACAAUACUUUUCAGGCACUUUAGGAAUAUCUGUUUAGAAGGAGCAAAUGCAUGGGCUAAUUAUCAUCAUUCGGGACAUAUUUGUUAAAGAAACAUCUACAGCAGGGUCUUUACUGGUGACCUUUUGUAAGACAUUAGUUUGAGGCACUACAUGUGUACUUGAGAAUAAUAAAGUUGCAUUUCUUUAUGAAAAAA